Leptinotarsa decemlineata (Colorado potato beetle) is the source of this 1464-nucleotide messenger RNA. RefSeq names its product E3 ubiquitin-protein ligase HERC2 (gene HERC2). NCBI's taxonomy places the organism in Eukaryota, Metazoa, Arthropoda, Insecta, Coleoptera, Chrysomelidae. Gene Ontology annotation, molecular function: ubiquitin-protein transferase activity; zinc ion binding. The record is from RefSeq and is a predicted model, not a curated record. Gene Ontology annotation, biological process: protein ubiquitination.
AACCAAAUAUUUUUUGAUUAGGUGAAAAGAUCAAGAUCUCGAGGAGGUUUGGCUGGUGUAGAUGGAAUGAAAUCAGUUUUUGGUCAAAUGGUUAGCAAACUGCCACUACUUACUUCUGAAACCCUAGCAUUACCACAUAGAGUGUGGAAGGUUGAGUUCGUGGGAGAGAGUGUUGAUGACUGUGGGGGCGGAUAUAGUGAGAGUAUAGCAGAAAUGUGUGAUGAACUCCAGAACGGAUCUUUGCCUCUCCUGAUUCCAACACCAAACGGGAGGGAUGAAUCUGGAGCAAAUAGAGACUGCUUUAUAUUAAAUCCAGCAGCAAAGACUUGUCUGAAUUUGAAUAUGUUCCGAUUUUUGGGAGUGUUAAUGGGUAUUGCCAUAAGAACAGGUUCACCAUUGAGCCUUAGCCUAGCUGAACCUGUCUGGAAACAGUUGGCAGGAAUAGACCUUACUCCCGCUGAUUUGACAGAAAUUGACAGGGAUUAUGUACCAGGUCUUCUCUGUAUAAGAGACAUGGGUUCGGAAGAACCUCUAUUUCAAAAUAUGGAAAUGCCAUUUUGUACCCCUUCUUCAUCUGGUACUGACAUCCAUUUGAGCACAAGAUACAAAAAGAUAACUUACGAAAACCGCCUGGAAUAUAUUAGACUGGCUUUGAAUUUCAGGUUGCACGAGUUUGAUGAACAAAUUAAAGCUGUUCGAGAUGGUAUGUCUAGAGUAGUUCCAGUGCCAUUACUAUCAUUAUUCAGUGGAUAUGAGUUGGAAACAAUGGUUUGUGGCUCUCCUGAUAUACCAUUGUCCUUAUUGAAAUCUGUAGCAACUUAUAAAGGAAUUGACAUUAGUGCUCCACUGAUUCAGUGGUUCUGGGAAGUCAUGGAGGAAUUCACAAAUCAAGAACGAUCAUUAUUUUUGAGAUUCGUUUGGGGAAGAACUCGUUUGCCACGAACUAUAGCUGACUUUCGUGGGAGAGAUUUUGUCAUUCAAAUUCUUGACAAAUAUUCCCCGCCGGAUCACUUUUUGCCUGAAAGUUACACUUGCUUUUUUUUGCUUAAAAUGCCUAGAUAUUCGUGCAAGGUGAAAGUAGUCUUCCUGCCCAAAAUAGGCAAAAUAUUAGACCAAACGCCCAAGUCACAAAUAACUAUUAAUCUAACGUCCUUUCGAAUGAAAACCGUUGAAAAGUUACUGGGCCGAUACAUAAGAGACGAAACGUUGAAGGAAAGACCUCUUAGUGCUCGUCAAUAUGCGUACCAGCCUGGGAAAUCAACAGGUUUAGCGCUGGACGACUUAAACAGACUACUAUCUAAGUCGCUGGACGACGAAGAAAUGGCAGUAGCUGCCUUUCUAAACAUCGAAGGUGCAUUUAAAAAUGUCUCCACGGAAUGCCUUUUAGACGCAUUGCGAAAAAUAGGAAAACCAGCUGUCGUGUGUCGAUGGAUAAAAGCCAGCCUAGAAAGAAGGAUGAUAUAG